UCACUUUAGGCUGUAUAAUUCCUCUUGCCAACAUCUUUACGCAUGCCCAACCCGUUAAUCCUAAAUUCAGAAUGUAAAUUUUGUCUUCACAAAAGUUAUGUGAACCUUAUGUGGAAAAUGCAAUUACUGGGAAAACUGUUUUUCAUCAUUGGCUUCUUUUAAAUAUGCACAAUAUUGAAACCAUGAUUUGGAUUCUACACGCUAGGCAGUCAAUCAUCACCUCUUAGUAUUGUUGAUAUUCUUUGUCUUUUAUUUUUGGUUUCAUAUAUUCCUAUUUCUUCCAUCUACUCAAAAUAAAUGCUCACACAUUUUUAUUUUUUCUUUUUUCUUUUUUCAAAAUGAUCUGUGGGGAUUGCCCUUCCUUCUGGGUCCGACAAAGCUUUUCUCAUGUAGCAAUGACAAAACUGUACCUCAAUGGGACUGCAAUACUGGAUGAGAUCAUACUAGGCUGGAAAUCCAGUUUUGUAACCAGUUUCCCUGAACUGGUUACAUCGCUGAAGGGUUACACCUGUGUUGUGCUUUCGCUCAUUGUUGGAGUCAAUAGGCUCUAUUUUGGUUCCAUGGACAAGACGGCUAGGAUCUUAUGCUGUGAUUCACAUCUGCUCAUAUCAUCCAAAAUUGAGAUUGUUGUUACAACCAUCAGCACAUGCUGCUUGGAAGCAAAAGCGAAGCCGCCUGUUCUUAUUGUGCAGCUUAAUGUUAUACACAUGCUAGCUGAUCUGAAUGUUUCUGUCAAGAGGCCCGAAGUGGUGGAUGUGAUAUUGCCACUCUUUAUUAAAAGUCUAUAAAAUGGUGAUGCUUGAACGCCCGACUUAUUGCGAUUCUGAUUUCUUGAUGUUGUUUCUUGCACGGUGUGUCUAGAUUUUUAAACAUCCGGAAUGUGUUGAGGCUUUCAUUUGAUUGCGAUCAGUCUUAGCUGCACUAAAUUGAGGUGAGGCUAUCGGCAUCGUUUGCUAUCUUUGUGCUCAGAUGUAGG
Ilex paraguariensis (yerba mate) is the source of this 976-nucleotide messenger RNA. The record is from the annotation of a GenBank genome assembly. NCBI's taxonomy places the organism in Eukaryota, Viridiplantae, Streptophyta, Magnoliopsida, Aquifoliales, Aquifoliaceae.